This is a messenger RNA of Neoarius graeffei (lesser salmon catfish), 3916 nucleotides long. RefSeq names its product secretory carrier membrane protein 2, like (gene scamp2l). Gene Ontology annotation, cellular component: trans-Golgi network membrane; recycling endosome membrane. The record is from RefSeq and is a predicted model, not a curated record. The transcript is spliced from 9 exons. Lineage: Eukaryota; Metazoa; Chordata; Actinopteri; Siluriformes; Ariidae. Gene Ontology annotation, biological process: protein transport. Bases 113 to 1090 code for a protein of 325 amino acids.
GCAUGCGCACUCCGUUGCCAAGGAACUGGCGAAGGCAGGUAUGCGACAUAAGUCAGUCGCUCACACCUGUUCAUACCUGAAGAGGAAAUUUAUUUAAAAUAAUAAUAAAAAUAUGUCGGGCUUCGACAGCAACCCUUUCGUCAAUCCUGUGGAGGUGAAUCCUUUCCAGGAUCCUUCAGUGACCCAGGUGACGAGUACAGCGACAGAGAACAUAGACGAGUACAACCCUUUCUCAUCCAGGAACCAGGAAAAUGGAACCACCAUACCUAUCUCAGCUGGAUCUCAGCCCGCUGUUCUGCAGCCCACCCUGGAGCCCAGUCCUCAGGCCAGGGUGGUGGCUGCGCAGACCGACUUUCUCAAACAGCAGGAGGAAUUGGAGAAGAAAGCAGCCGAGCUCGAACGCAAGGAGCAGGAACUCCAGAACCGAAACGCAGGCAGAGGUAAAGAAAAUAACUGGCCUCCACUGCCGAGAUUUUUCCCAAUAAAGCCAUGUUUCUAUCAGGACUUUAAUGAGGAAAUCCCGCUGGAAUACCAAAGGGUCUGCAAGAUGAUUUACUACCUCUGGAUGUAUCACUGCGCGACGCUCUUCUUGAACCUGCUGGCAUGUUUAGCCUACUUCAUUGCACAUACUCAGAACGGCGUCGACUUUGGCCUCUCCAUCCUCUGGUUUAUUCUCUUCAGCCCCGCCGCUUUCAUGUGCUGGUACCGGCCUGUUUAUAAAGCCUUCAGGUCCGACAGCUCCUUCAAUUUCUUCUUUUUCUUCUUCAUCUUCGCCUUCCAACUGGCAGUGUACAUCAUUCAGAGCGUCGGCAUCCCCAGCUGGGGAAACAGUGGUUGGAUCAUCGCCAUCUCCGCGAUUCGAAGCAAUCUUGCAGUCGCUGUGUUCAUGAUGGUCGUGGCCGGAUUCUUCACAGUCAACGCAGUGCUCGCACUCAUGUUACUGAAAAUGGUCCACGGUUUGUACAGGAGAACAGGUGCAAGUUUCCAGAAGGCACAGCAGGAGUUCUCUGAGGGCGUCGUGAGAAACCGAACAUUCCAGACCGCUACAGCAUCCGCCGCCUCCUCGGCUGUUCAUGGGGCCUUUCAGUAACAUGGAGCAUUCUGAACUGUCCAUCACUCAUCCCACAAAACAUCACCUCUCCUCUGUGUUUAAGAAACUCGUCUUCAUUUCCUGAAGAAAUGUUCCAUAGGAAUACUCUAGAGGUCAGUAGUGAGCAAAACGUGGUGGGGUUUUUUUUAUUUUUAUUUUUUUUAUAUAAAGUUAAUGCACAUGAACACUUCCUGAUUAUUCUUGCUUAUCCAUGUUAAAUGAUCUAAAACAUUCUUUCCUCUAUCAGUGGUACCAAUUAGUGGUGGACUAUAUGAUGAAAACCCAUCAUGAUUUGCAAGGCAUCAGGUUAUAUAGUUUUGCUUAUAAACGACUAAACAAACAAUAGUCUAGCAUUUGUAAAAUUAUACUUGAUGUAUACAAUAAAUUUAUUCUUCUUAUUAAAAAGAUAUAUUUAAGAAUGGAAAUGAGAAAAUGUAAAAAAAAAAACAAUUUUUUAAAACUUAGUUUUAAAGAUUAAGUACAAGAUGCAUCAAAUUAGCUACUUCCGAUCACUUUGUAAUUAUAAAACAAAAAUUAAAUUAUAUCACAAUAACCACAGAAUCUUAAAAAAAGCAUAUUGUGCUGGAAUUUAUUACGCUAUCAUAUCGUCAUAUUGCCCAGCCUUUGUACCAAUGGUGUAAAGGCAACAAAAAAAACCCCCAAAUGUACAGUUGCCCACUUUUCCCAUCCCAUUUUGUUUUUAUGUCCGUAAGCAGAAAACCUGAUCCAGAGUGACCUUACAGAAGUGCGAGGUCACUAGAUCAGACCGUGUGUCAAGAAAACAUCCAAGAUCGUAGAAAAUAGAUCUGUAGAAAUGCAUUACUUUUUCAACCCCAUUUUUUCCCCCUCUGCUAAUAAUGCCAGUUCCCACCAGCCAGCUCUCCUCGAUCACACUACAGCUACCAGCAGGGGAGGGUGAAGACUAAUGUGAUUCCUCCAAGACAUGUGAAGCCAACCAAACACAUCUUUGCACACUGUUGCUCGUGUAAGAGCAUAACACACUUGGAGGAAGUCACUGCCCGCCCUCUUCUUCCCUUCGACCCAGAGAGCACGGCUUAUUUUGCUGUCUAAACUCACAGCCACAUUUAGCUUUGGUAUUGUUGGGAUUCAGACUUUUUUUUCCCCCCUGACGCUUUACUGUUGCAUCAUUUUGAUUAUUCGAGGAUGGUUUUGUAUAAAAAUAAAAAAUAAAAAGUAUCCAGGGACACUAAUUCUCAUCACGGUCUGAAUAGGGCUUUUGGUACUUUUUUUUUUAUUUUUUAAAGGAUUAUUUAAGUGGAUAACAUUUUUACAAAUGCAAUGGCAAAAACGAACAAAACUUGCAGUCUGUUAAAGAACUCUUUUUUUUAAGUGCAUUUAUUUAAUGUAUAACAGUCCUGUGCAAAAGUCUUAGGCACGUGUAAAGAAAUGCUGUCGAUCAAAAAUAAUGAAAUGUUUCAACAUAAAAAAAUUAAUGAAACAAAGUCGGGCGGCACGGUGGUGUAGUGGUUAGCGCUGUCGCCCCACAGCAAGAAGGUCCUGGGUUCGAGCCGGCGAGGGCCUUUCUGUGCGGAGUUUGCAUGUUCUCCCCGUGUCCGUGUGGGUUUCCUCCGGGUGCUUCGGUUUCCCCCACAGUCCAAAGACAUGCAGGUUAGGUUAACUGGUGACUCUAAAUUGACCGUGAGUGUGAAUGGUUGUCUGUGUCUAUGUGUCAGCCCUGUGAUGACCUGGCGACUUGUCCAGGGUGUACCCCGCCUUUCGCCCGUAGUCAGCUGGGAUAGGCUCCAGCUUGCCUGCGACCCUGUAGAACAGGAUAAAGCGGCUACAGAUAAUGAGAUGAGAUGAAACAAAGUCAAUAUUUGGUGUAAGACGACCCUUUGCUUUAAAAAAAAAAAAGUCGUCUCCGGUAUAAUAGUGCAGUUUUAUAAGGAAACGAGUUGUAGGAUCUUGCAGAACCGGCCGCAGUUCUUCUGGACACUUCGACUGUCACACUCUCUUCUUAAUUUUGCCCCAAAACCCAGUAGCCUUCAUUAUGUUUUCUUUUUUCAUCUGAAAAGUGCUCUCUUAUGUAAUAUGCUGCUCAGAUACAAACUUUUUUUUUCAUGUAACGUUUAAUUUUUUGCUGGAAAAUUACGAACGUUUGGACUCUAAAAUGUAUUUUUACUAACUCGAUAAUGUAGAAGUUAUAAAAUAGAAAUCUAUAACAAAGUUUGUAUGAAAAAAAUAGGGGGCCUAAGACUUUUGCACGGUACUGUAUACGGUAUGUGGCUGCUAUAUUGGUGUACAUGAUGAAAUGCAUUCAUGGAAACAUUGCGUCUGUAUGGUGAAGGUGAAUAGUGAUAAAACGGGGCAUAAUGUGCAGGUAAAGCUGUUUCUACUUUGAUGCAAUACAAACUAAAAUGUUUUAGGUUCUUUUCCUCUCAUGUCAGUGGAAACAUAAACUGUUACUGUACACUUUGCUGAAAACCGUGAUACGCAGACAUUGGAGAGACGGUUGCUUUGGUUACGGCGUAUAUUUCGAGCUCAUUGAUGCGGGAUUUCGUUUUUCCAUUUUGGCUACGUGUUGUGGUCAUGUUCUAGAUGUUCUAUUAUUAGCACAAUUUUGAUCACAAAUGUUUCAGUGUUCUCAAAUUUAUUAUUAUUACUACUACUGUUAUUCCUUUUAUCAUCUGUUCUUUAUUUUCAUGUUUCCACAGUGGAAUGGGAUAUUUUAUGUACAGAUAUUAUUUAAGCUAUUUGAAGUAACCAUAUUUUUGAUUUAUGCGAAUGUUAAAUGAGUUAAUUGUGUAGUGAAUUGUGUAUUUUAUCGCAUUAAUUGGGUGUAAAAUAAAAGUGGUUUAUAUUUUA